AUGGAAGACUCGUCAGCUAGCGUGGAGGAAUUGUAUCGCUGCUUACGUGAAAUAGAGGAAAAGCAAAACCACAACGGCGUGGAUGAGUUGCGAAACCUAAACUAUCUGCUUUACACGGAAACGAUCGAAAUAAAUGAUGAAAAGCUAUCGGCCCACGUGCUGGAGGAUGGCUUACGCAAGUAUCAAAAUCUGAUGAUAGAUCCCGAGGGUGUGAACAAUUAUUGUGACGAUGUAAUCGAACUUCUCAACAGCCAGGCUCCGGAGUCGUUCGACGAUGACUAUGAAAUAACAGACACCGCACUGGACGAUCCACUUUCUUAUCUAACAAACGAAGACAAAGAUUGUCACGGACAGUAUGAAAACUGUUCCAAAAACGAAUUAUCCACAGCCACACUUGCAACGAUUCUCAACCAUUCGGAGCGAAGUGAAGAACCGCGCUCCAUAGUGAGUCGAGAGGGUAGCAAGAUAUCGUCCUCGACGAACGGAGGUUCGAACAGUUUUCCCGUUACUGAGGGUACUUCUCGGCAAGCAUCUGCCACCAGCGGCAAUCCAACUUUCACUCCAAAAAUUCCCAUUUCUAAACCGCCUUCUAAAUUUGUCCCAACAUUGCCUUCGGUAUCAGACAAUAAGGCCAAACCUGCUCAUCAUGAUAACGAUGAUGGAAGUGGUAGUGGUGCUUUUCGAACCGCAAAAGAUGAACUGCACAUACAGAAUAUGAAGAAAUACGGCACAUCGAACAUCUCUAGCAAGGCGCCCCUAUUCGCGUAUGGCCGUAAAACACUCGGAGGUCGACGAACGUUGGGUAGUAAGUUCGUUUGUCCUGUACGAUCUGACAGUGAUGAUCGGACAGUAAGACCGCAUAACAAUGGAUCCGAAUAUGGUCGAACAGUGGACGGUCAGGAUACCAGUAGCAACGACGAUAGUCAGGAGGACGAGAUCGACGAGCGGCUGAAGAACAUUGAUCCGAAAAUGGUAGAACUGAUCCGAAGCGAAAUCAUGGACCGAUUUCAACCACUUUCCUGGGACGAUAUUGCUGGGUUGGAGUAUGCCAAAACGAUUAUCAAGGAAGCGGUCGUGUGGCCGAUCCUGAGGCCCGAUAUUUUUACCGGAUUACGGAAGCCACCCCGCGGUAUACUGCUGUUUGGUCCACCCGGAACGGGCAAAACCCUGAUCGGUAAGUGCAUCGCAUCGCAAUCGAAAUCAACGUUCUUUAGCAUCAGUGCUUCAUCGCUGACCUCCAAAUGGAUCGGCGAUGGGGAGAAAAUGGUACGGGCACUGUUCGCGGUCGCUGUCGUACACCAACCGGCCGUGGUGUUUAUCGACGAGAUUGAUUCACUGCUUUGUCAACGGUCCGAUACGGAACAUGAAAGUUCGCGCCGUUUAAAAACGGAAUUUUUGGUGCAGCUGGACGGUGCUGCAACGGCGGAAGAUGAGAGAAUUUUAAUUGUGGGUGCAACGAAUCGACCACAGGAGCUAGAUGAAGCCGCACGACGUCGGUUGGUGAAACGAUUAUACAUUCCACUGCCGGAACGCAUGGCUCGCAUUCAAAUUUUAACCCGAUUGUUGGAGCGAGAGCGCAACAGCUUGGUGGCGGAGGAUGUUGCACGCAUCGGUGACCUUACGGAAGGAUUUUCUGGUGCUGACAUGAAGGUGCUAUGCCACGAGGCUUCAAUGGGACCGAUUAGAUCUAUACCGUUUGAACAGCUGGGAGAAAUUGCGAAGGAUCAGGUUCGGCCGAUAUGUUACGAAGAUUUCCGGCUGGCGUUAUCUAAGGUGAAGGCAAGCGUGUCCCCGGAUGACCUACAACAGUACGUCGUUUGGGACCGAACCUAUGGUGCGGGAGCAACUUAA
Messenger RNA from Anopheles marshallii, 1851 nucleotides. RefSeq names its product fidgetin-like protein 1. Gene Ontology annotation, molecular function: microtubule severing ATPase activity; ATP hydrolysis activity; ATP binding. The record is from RefSeq and is a predicted model, not a curated record. Lineage: Eukaryota; Metazoa; Arthropoda; Insecta; Diptera; Culicidae. The coding region runs from base 1 to 1851 and encodes 616 amino acids. The transcript is spliced from 3 exons.